ACGAAGAGCAAGCACCAUGUUGAAGCCAUCAUUGCCACUCAGAUCCUUCUUAUUCCUGCAGCUGCUUCUGCUGGGGGUGGGGCUGAACCCUGUUCUCACACCCAGUGGGAAUGAAGACACCACAGCUGGUGGGAAAUCUGGGCCUAGAGGAGAUCUCUUCCUGGCCUCUAUGAACCCCAGGUCCCUUAAUGUUACCUCCCUGCCCUUACCAGAGAUUCAGUGCUUUGUGUUUAAUGUCGAGUACAUGAAUUGCACUUGGAACAGCAGCUCUGAGCCCUGGCCUACUAACCUGACUCUGCACUAUUGGUACAAGAACUCUGAUAAUAAUAAAGUCCAGGAGUGUGGUCACUAUAUAUUCUCAGAAGAGAUCACUUCAGGCUGUUGGUUUCAAAAAGAGGAGAUCCAUCUCUAUCAAACAUUUGUUGUCCAGCUUCAGGACCCCAGGGAACCCAAGAGGCAGACUGAGUGGAAGCUAAAACUGCAGAAUCUGGUGAUCCCCUGGGCUCCAGAGAAUCUAACACUUCAGAACCUGAGUGAAUCCCAGCUAGAAUUGAACUGGAACAGCAGCUACUGGAACCACUGUUUGGAGCAUUUGGUGCAGUACCGAAGUAACCGGGAUCGCAGCUGGACUGAACAACCAGUAUAUCACAGAAACAGCUUCUCCCUGCCUAGUGUGGAUGGGCAGAAACUGUACACAUUCCGGGUUCGAAGCCGCUUUAACCCACUCUGUGGAAGUGCUCAGCAAUGGAGUGAAUGGAGUCAUCCAAUCCACUGGGGGAGCAAUACUUCAAAGGGGAAUCCUUCGUCAUUUGCAUUGGAGGCUGUGCUUAUCCCCAUUGGCUCCAUGGGGUUGAUUAUUAGCCUCCUCUGUGUGUAUUGCUGGCUGGAACGGACAAUGCCUCGAAUUCCCACCCUUAAGAACCUAGAGGAUCUGGUCACUGAGUACCACGGGAACUUCUCGGCCUGGAGUGGUGUGUCUAAGGGACUGGCUGAGAGUCUGCAGCCAGAUUACAGUGAACGACUCUGCCUCGUCAGUGAGAUUCCCCCAAAAGGAGGGACCUUAGGAGAGGGACCUGGGGGCUCCCCAGCCAGCCAGCAUAGCCCUUAUUGGGCACCCCCAUGUUAUACCCUGAAGCCUGAAGCCCCAAUGCCCUGACAGAACCCCAAGGUCCUGUAGCCUCAAAUGAUACUAACAAUGUUCACUACCACUUCCUGUGGCUAAUUUUGAAUUCUGUUCCUCAUGUAACUUAACUGUCCCUUCACUCAGUAUCCCCUACUUUUGAAUUGCCCCCUUAUUAUGUGUUUCUUAUCUCCCCCAAUCUGGCCCUUCCUUUUUAUAGGACAC
Molecule: messenger RNA, 1345 nt
Organism: Urocitellus parryii (Arctic ground squirrel)
Lineage: Eukaryota; Metazoa; Chordata; Mammalia; Rodentia; Sciuridae
Gene: Il2rg
Product: interleukin 2 receptor subunit gamma
Biological process (GO): cytokine-mediated signaling pathway
Cellular component (GO): external side of plasma membrane; membrane
Molecular function (GO): protein binding; cytokine receptor activity
Source: RefSeq, a predicted model, not a curated record